AUGUGGAUCGCCUGGCAACACAUGGAGCGGCCCUGGGUGGGAACGGAGUUGCCCUGCGACAAGGAUGACAGAGCCCUCUUCGCGACUGCAAUGAGCGUCGCGAUUGGCAAUGAAAGGACUGCUUCCUUCUGGCACUCCUCCUGGACAUGGUCUGGUACACUUGCCCAGCAGUUCUCCUCCCUACUCAAGCAUUCGCGGAGAAAGAACAGGAUGGUUAGGGAAGCGUUGACGGCGGACACAUGGAUUGCAGACCUUGCCCAUGGUCAAACUCAAGACCUGCUGCCCGCGUUCCUUGCCAUGCACAGAACCAUUGCGAAUACAGCAAGGGAGCUGGUGGACGACGCGGACGACACGAUCACCUGGAGGAGUCUGGGAGAUACUCUGCACGUUCAGCCUACACCAUGCAAUUCUUGGGAAGGGAUGAAUCAACACUCAACGGAGGCAUCUGGAAGGUCUGGGCGCCCGGGAACAUAG
This is a messenger RNA of Aegilops tauschii subsp. strangulata, 474 nucleotides long. RefSeq lists its product as uncharacterized. The record is from RefSeq and is a predicted model, not a curated record. Lineage: Eukaryota; Viridiplantae; Streptophyta; Magnoliopsida; Poales; Poaceae.